This is a messenger RNA of Lentinula edodes (shiitake mushroom), 783 nucleotides long. RefSeq lists its product as uncharacterized. NCBI's taxonomy places the organism in Eukaryota, Fungi, Basidiomycota, Agaricomycetes, Agaricales, Omphalotaceae. Bases 1 to 783 code for a protein of 260 amino acids. The record is from RefSeq and is a predicted model, not a curated record. The transcript has 2 exons.
AUGGCAGAGGUAGAAGACGACGGGAUGGGCGGUCGACUCAAUGGUUCAGCAAUAGGGGCUGGAGUCGUCGCACCGUAUCCCCUACAUCAUCCGACCACGUCCCCAACACGUUCAGCUGCAAGCCCGCCACCUUCUGCUAGAUCAUGGGGUAACUCAUCAGACGCACAACAUAGCCUGUAUAAUGGUCAUGUAGCUGAUUGGCGUGGGCCCUCUCCGGGUCCUUCGAUACCAACACAAUAUACAGGCGGUUCGGGUUCUGCAGCUCCUCCUUCAUCGUACUCACACGGAAUGAUUUCAAAUCUUCCUCCAGGAGCUUCGCCUGGUCCGGCCGGUCCAGGUACACCGAGCAGUGCAUAUGCAUACCCUGGUGCUACAGGAACUCACGGACGUCGGUACUCUGCCGGUACCUCAGCAUCCUCUGGAGAUCGUCAACCUUUGUACGCAGCCGCUGCAACUGGCAGCGCGAGCAGUUCAACUGGUGGCGGUAGCGUACAGAAUAGCGGUCGGUUUGCUGUCGCAAACCCUGAUGACGGAACAUACGCUGGUGGGUUCAAUGAAGAUGCCCGUAGAGCGUAUAUUACUGGCGGGCCAAGUGGUAAAUCACCUACUGGCCCUUCGCAAUCUCGUCCCCGUGAAGUGCUCGUACACGAAGACGGUGGACGAAUCGAAAAUGCCGACACCACGCCUGAGUCUGAGGGACCUGAAGAAAUACCACCAACUUAUGACAGCCUUCUUGGUGCUGCAGGCAUGGCUUCUAGGUCCGAAAAACAAAAUCGCUCUUAA